AUGCCGACUCCUGGACAAAUUUCCUACUGUCUCUCGUAUCAAUUCUUCAAUCGUGCGGGUACAUCUGGACGACGAGUAUGUGUGACUACGAAAGGCAACUUGACUCCGGCGCGGGAGAAUGCAAAGGUUGGACAUUUUGUGGUUGUCCUUCUCGGUAGAUCUACACCAUUCAUGCUGAGAAAGACUCGUCAAGAGCCGGGCAGUGUGAACAAGCAAUACAGACUGUUUGGCGACUGCUACGUUCAUGGCUGCAUGGACGGAGAGCUGGUGGAAGGCGCCCAAAUAGACGAGUGGGAGAUGUUGGCCUUGAACACAAAAGAGCACGAAAGUCGCGUUCAAGAUGAGUGA
Molecule: messenger RNA, 348 nt
Organism: Parastagonospora nodorum SN15
Lineage: Eukaryota; Fungi; Ascomycota; Dothideomycetes; Pleosporales; Phaeosphaeriaceae
Exons: 2
Coding region: 1-348 (115 amino acids)
Source: RefSeq, a predicted model, not a curated record